This is a messenger RNA of Dreissena polymorpha, 3290 nucleotides long. RefSeq lists its product as uncharacterized. Gene Ontology annotation, molecular function: protein binding. The transcript is spliced from 15 exons. Bases 92 to 2542 code for a protein of 816 amino acids. The record is from RefSeq and is a predicted model, not a curated record. Lineage: Eukaryota; Metazoa; Mollusca; Bivalvia; Myida; Dreissenidae.
AAACUGUCAAGUUGCCUGGUUCCUCGUAAACAAUAUGGCUACCAAUUAAUUCCAAUUAAUAAUCUUGACAGGUCAAACUGAAUUGCCAGGCAUGAUGCAGCUGGACAACUCCUAUUCAAUGGACCAAUUACAAGAUGUGGCACGUAAAUUGGAAGAUGGAAAGGCAUGGCACAACAAAGAAAAUUUAGAUGAAGCUAUUCAGUGCUACUUAGAAGCAUAUAAGCUCGCACGUGACAUUAACAAUGAUGAAGUUGAGCGUCUGUGUGCAUUCAAUGUUGGUGCUGAGUAUGUAUGUAAGGGUAAUGCAACAGAAGCAAUAACUUAUCUCCACAAGGCUAGUCCGCCAAAUGGAGGGAGAGAUGGAACCUCAAAUGCUGAUUUAUUUUUGAAUUUUGGACUUUGUUAUGAGAAAUAUGUCCCCCCAGAAAUCGAGAAGGCAUUGGAUUAUUUUGAAAAAGCAUUCAAGGAAUGUAAGGAACAUGAUGGCAACAAUCUAGACUUGCUCAAUCUGUGUUAUGAUAGAUGCAUGGAGCUCUAUGCUAAAUCAGACAGGCAUCCUGGUGCAGCUAUAAGGCUGUGCCAGGAAAUGGCAAAUGUUUAUGCUCAAAGAAAUAGGUUUGUUGAUCAGGCUGAAAGACUUUUAGAAAAAGCUUACAUAAUUCACAAUGAAAAAAAGAAUAGUGAGGAGGAAGUAUCCCAGGCAAUUGAUGACACAUUGAAUGUGAUAAGAACAGCUGAACCUGUGCGGAAUGAGUGCUUAACAGUUAGCAAAAUACUAAAUGACCUUGGGCUCUUGCGCACACAGUGUAAGGAAUUUGAGCGAGCCACUGAGUGUUUUGAGAAAGCCAAUGAAAUGCUGAACAUGUCCCAUGAAACAGGUCAGCGACGGGACAGACUCGCUGCAGUAAUUCUGCAGAAUCUUGGAGCUUCUUAUAACUUCGUCAGCGACUUUCAGAGGGCUAUUAAUUUUCUGAAGUUGGCUGCAGAGGGCUACGGCAAACUGAAAUACCGCAAUGGUGAGGGGCAGUGCUUCAUCAACUUGGCCUAUGCUUACAGCCAGAUUGCCCAGAAUGAUUCAGAUGCUUUGGAGAAUACCAAGACAUACUUCAAUCAUGCGUUACUGGCAGCUCAAACUUCAGGUGACAGGCACAUGAUGUGGCAGGCCUAUGAAGGAUUGGGCGAUGCGUUCUUCACUAGUGGAAAAAUUACGAAAGCUAUGGAUCAUUACCGAAAGGCCUAUGACCAAGUUGAGGUGGACAAUAACAGAGCGAAGGACAGACUAUGGAUGAAGCUGGAGUUUUUGUUUAAGAAUCAGCCUGGAGUUGGGCCGAUGAAGACCCAAGAGCCAUUUGGCAUGAACGGAUCUUACAGUCACUUUGCAGUGUCACCUGGGAGACAGUCGUACAACCCCUCACCAAGGUCUCAAGGGUUUUCAAUGUCAAUGACUGACAUGGAGGAAGACAAGGUUAUUCGCAAGGAGUUUUUACCAUCAGCAGCUGGUGCCCAGCCACAUAUGUCAAGGAUAGAAGAGCAUCCAGUCAGGCCUGGAGCCAUCAGAAUAAAUGAAACAAAAGAAGCCCAACUGGAAGAAAAUAAGAAAGGAGAGAAAAAAAGAUUUGUUCCGGUACGAAAGCGUGAUUCACUGGGCCUGCAUUUACCAAAAGUCUCUCAAGGAUUAUCAUCACUUGAAAGAUAUGGGUCAAUGGGUCAAAUGUCCAUCAGAUCAAGGUCACAGCAUUCUGGGAGCCAACGCUUGCAGAUGGAUUCUGAGAGUGAACCCUCCUCUGAAAACAGUGAUGAGGAAGAGGAGGAGGAAGAGGAUAUAGAAGAAGAUGAUGGUGAUGAUGCUGCUGAUGUUGGGGACCAAGGCAUUGUUGAAGAAAUCUUCAAAAAGCGAUCAGAAUCAUCACUAGGGACCCUGCCAAGCAACCCAGAGGACCUUCAUGGAGCAUACAUGGCUGCCAUACAGGAGAAAGAAAAUGAAGAGACGGCCAGGUCAGAUGAUUCAGAGGUAUACACUGAUGAUGAGAGCACAGAGAGUGAGGAUGAAAGUCAGGCACCUGCAGUCAACAAAGAGAACGCUGCCAGAAGGGCACCACCUCUCCCCACACAGUCUCCACCCCACACUGGCACCUACCUGAAACCUGCACAGCGCAACAUGCACCGUCGCUCAAACAAUGAUUAUUCCAACAGUGAUGAUUCAGAAAAUCAGGCAACCAGUACUGUUCAGAAUGGUCGUGAUGUUGAAAGUGACAACAGCGACAACAGCACUGAUAUUGAUGAUGAUGAUGAUGAUGAUGACACUACAAGAAAAGAUGACGAUCCCCCAUAUGCAACCAUCGGUACAAUGAAUAGAAUGCAGACAAAGCCUGUCACAGAAGUUGGCAGUGACAAAGAAGAAGCCUACCCCGAGAGUAAAGUGGAUCAAAUGCCAAGAGGUCAAAGAGAGCAGUUCCUGAUGGAGCAGCAUCAGAAACGAGCACCCCCACUGCCUCAAAGGCCGCAAGAAGAGAAGUCUUCUAAGACAUGUGUCCUCAUGUAAGGAGGAAAUCUUUGAAAUUAACAAUCAUCAUUAAGAUUUACCUUAUUAAGUUAACGACGGAAUCUCUUAAGAUUCAAAGCAUCAUGUUAACGAGAAAAAAGAUCAAUAGUAUAAUAUAAAUAGUGAACUUUCAAAUAUAGGUGUUGUAAUGUUAAUUUAAAAGACUGGUAUAAAUUAACUUUAUUGUUUUAUUAUUGAAUAUUGCUAGAUAGGCGUUUUUUAUGUUUUUAGUUGUAAUUUUCAAUAGGAGCCAUAAUCAUUGAACUUGUCUGUAUGUCUGUACAUGGGUAAGUCUACUAGUAUGUGUGUCCCAAAGCUUAUGUUUGCAACUCUUCUUUAACUCUUUCAGUGCGGGAACCGAAUUUUGAAGGCCUUUGCAAACAGUUUGGAUCCAGAUGAGACGCCACAGAACGUGGCGUCUCAUCUGGAUCCAAACUGAUUGCUAUUCUGAUAGUAUUCUUUGGAAAAAAAAUCGAAGAAAAUGCUAAUUUUAGAAAUUCAACAGACGACAUUUUAGCAGAUGACAAAUUUCCCAGCAUGCAAAGGGUUAAUUAUUAGGUAGAUCUUGAUUAAACUUUCACAGGCGGAGACACAAGUUUAUGAACACUUAUGGCCCUUUGUCUGGUUUACAACCAUUGAAUUUAUAGUCCCAAAAUAAUUAUUGUGUUUUCAAUUCCUAAAACUGCUUUUCAGAUUUGUUCAAACGCUCACAGCAAUGAACUUUAUAUAUAUAUAUAUAUAUAUAUAU